Molecule: messenger RNA, 1377 nt
Organism: Penicillium brevicompactum
Lineage: Eukaryota; Fungi; Ascomycota; Eurotiomycetes; Eurotiales; Aspergillaceae
Exons: 3
Coding region: 1-1377 (458 amino acids)
Biological process (GO): protein phosphorylation
Molecular function (GO): protein kinase activity; ATP binding
Source: RefSeq, a predicted model, not a curated record
AUGGCCGAAGAUAUGCCAACGUUCCCUGGCCUAGAUCGCUGGCAUCUCCUAUGCCGUAUAGGCAAAGGUGCCUUCAGCGAGGUGUUUCGGGCCCAGGACACUCAAGCCUCACAUGAUGAGGUCGCAAUCAAGAUCAUGCGAAAGCGCGAGAUGAACUCACAGCAGAACAUCAGCAUGUGCAAAGAAAUCGAAAUAAUGCGUCAAAUGGAUCAUCCAAACUUGAUCCAACUAAUAGACACAAUCGACACAGAUGAAUACUGCUAUAUAAUCAUGGAGCUCUGCACUGGAGGAGAACUAUUCAACCAGGUGGUCAAAUUGACUUAUCUCAGUGAAGAUCUCAGCCGGCAUGUCAUACUCCAGGUUGCUCGGGCUGUUCAGUAUCUACAUCAGACACUAGGAAUAGUGCAUCGUGAUAUCAAACCCGAAAACAUCUUGUUUCAUUCCAUACCGUUGCUGCCGAGCAAAGUUCCUAAAAAGCCACAACCGGGUGAGGAGAAAAAAAUGGACGAAGGUGACUUUGCGCACGGUGUGGGCUCUGGCGGUAUCGGCACAGUGAAGCUUGGAGACUUUGGGUUUUCCAAGAAGAUCCUCGGCAACCUAACCGCCACUCCGUGUGGCACAAUGGGAUAUGCCGCACCCGAGAUCGUCGAUGAUCAAAAGUACUCCACCGGAGUGGAUAUGUGGGCCUUGGGCUGUGUUCUCUUCGCACUCUUAGCAGGAUAUCCGCCGUUUUACGACCCCAACAUCAAAAUACUCAUGAAAAGAGUAAUCAAGGGGCAGUUCCAUUUCGACUCUCCCUGGUGGGAUAAUAUUUCCGACACAGCCAAAGAUCUCGUUAGGAAUCUCUUGACAGUGGAUCCUGCAAAGAGGUACACCAUUGACGACUUCAUGGCUCAUCCAUGGAUUCGAGAAGCUUCGCAACCCGAUCAUUCCAAACAGGAACCUACUCAACAAUCAUCGAGUCUGGAGGUUCCCUCUCAAUUAAAACAGCAACCAUCCGCUGGUUCGGAUGGAAGCGAACCAAACCCCCUUCCAAGCCCUGCGAGCUUGGCCAUCAGAGGCCAAGUGGAAUGUCGAACUCCCGAUGUCAUGAAUGUAGCGGAGAUUUUCGAUGUUGCUUUUUCAGUACAUCAGAUAGAAGAUGAGCGGAGACGACAAGAGAGGAUUAUGGGCAAGCUCUCAAGCACAAACAGUGCCGACAAACAGAUGUCACAGCUCAGUCUGUCGGGUCCCAAGGGUGUCAAUCGACUCUCAUUCAUGGUUGAGCCUACUUCUCCGGAGCAAAAUUCGCGGAACAAACACACCAAGCAGUCUGAGCUGAAUCUGGAUCAAAGCGCGUUGUUAGAAAAGCGAAGAACGCGUCAACAAAAUAUAUGA